GCUUGGACCUGAACCAGAGGGGUACCUAUAUAAAAGUAACUGCGAACAAACAUACUUGGAGACGCGUUUUGAUGGCUCCACGAGGUAAAGACUCUUCACUCUUGUCUAUAUAAAUAACCUCAGUUGCAUUGCAUAUCCUGCUGUCAGUAGUAUAUAUAGCCUGGACAUCAUUGGAAUGCCGGCGUUACUCAUCAGUAAGUACUGACUAUUGACUAAGCUGCUUAGGGACAAGAUGGUGGGUGGGUACGCGUGCCGUGGUCGGCAAAGGGGCUGCUAGCUAGCCUUGGUAUCAUAAUCUGUAGCUGUGCAGCCAUUAGAGAAUUCAGAUAAGAAAGAAAAUCAUUAGGGAAUUCAGAAAGGAAGGAUGAGAUAGUUCAGAUAAGAAAGCCACACUAGAAAAUCGAUCUGCCGAUGCCUGGCUGCUCGAAGCAUCAGCCGUCCAUAUCCCCCCAUGCAUCUGCCUGAUCAACAAGGAAUAGUACAGGCGUGCAGCAGUACUUGUUUACUCGAACCCUAGCAUGUAUGUAUAAUUGUAGACGUCCUUGUGUAGUCAACUAGUCACGGAGAUGCCUUAUUAUAGUACCCUGUACGUCGUUCCCAAUAUGUAUUCCUACAGCAGCGAGAUGCACGGGGAGGAGCUAGCUCCGUCGGGUUGGGUUGGUAGGGAAAGACGAUGUGGGUGCUCCGCGACUGCGUCGCACGUCCAGGGUUUAUCAGUUUACUCGGGAGAGGAGGGCUUUGUUUAUGCUCUUGCAAUAAGUGUGACACUUGCAGUGCCGAGCUCUGCUAGCUAGGCCAUGUGAAGCUUUGAGAGGCCACACCGCUCUCAUUAAUCAGGCCAUGUACAGGGAAUUUACCGGGCCGAUCGUGAGCGCACGUCGAAGCUGGAGGCAGAUCCUGAUCCGCGUGAGAUGUCCACGGAGUGUUUAUCCUGCGCGUCGCCCGGCACAAGAUAUUCUUUAAGGUACGUGUGAAUAACAACCGAUUUCCCAUGUGCGUAGGAUAUGCAUGGAUGGAUGCUUCCUCUCAGUUAAUUGCAUGUCUGCAUUUGGUCCAGUAGCUUUGAGCCACGUUUACGAUGACUCGGUCUGAAGAACAUAUAUCUAUACAAUUCUACAUUGGUACCAGCUGGUUUUGUUAAGCCUGCGGCGAAUUGCUGCGUGCAACUGCUGGUGAUCUGCAUUAGUCGCUGAUAAAGCUAAAGUUUCUGUCGAUGCAAAAAUCAGAUUGCGGUGAAAACAAGAACUUAUAAUUCCCUGCGAUUUGAAGUAGUAGGGGGAUAGUUUCUUGUUUUCACUGUAACCAUUAUUGGUGCUGUGCUAGCAGUAGCAGGUACCUAAACCCUGACCAAUAUUUGUGAACCUACAUAUAGAAGAAACAUGUACUCGUACGGCGUACGGCCGAUCAAUUAUAUAUAUACCAAGGAAAUAAUUGAAGUUACAUACCCUACAAGAACCUACACAUAUUUUUGCUUGGCUGCCUUACACAUGGGCUAGCUAUAGCUUAGCUAGCCAUGGCAAUGAAGGUUCCCCAGCAAGCUUGUUUCAUGCAUGCUAAGCCUGAAUUGAAUUGAAUACAAGCUUGUCACAACGUCAUCACCACCUAGCUCCUCCCCUUGUUUAAACUUAACUAAUGUAAACAGCAUCAACUUGGCCUUGAAUGCCACGUGAAGAGAGAGCCCGGGUGCGGAGGAGUGUAGAUUAUGUGGCACUGGAACAUGGGGGGAGGGGGUUAGCUCCACUUCUACUACUACUAAAUCACCUUACUUAGCUGAGCAUAACAAGGGAAUUAAUCAUGGGUCCACUGCUGUCUGUCUCCCUCUUAGCACUUGACCCCAUAUUCCACUGACAGCUCAAGACCUUGCUGGCUCAUUAAGCUCUGCACACUAGCGCCUACUCGAUUAAGAAACCCCUCACUCUAUAUAAGUAGCCGCAUGCUUGCACGUCUCAUGCAUUGACAGAGCUCAGCUAGCUACCUGCCAAGAGCUGCCCUGAACCCUAGCUAGUAGUAGCUUCCCGGAACACCGUCACCAGUAGCUCGAUCUCACCUAGGUAGCUAGGGAACAGUGACACAGAGCAGCAAGCUGCCUAGCCUAGCUAGCCAAUGGCGUGCAAGCGGGCCACCACGCGGGAGCUCCGGGCGAUGUACGACGACGAGCCCUCCUCCAUGUCCCUCGAGCUCUUCGGCUACCACGGCGUGGUCGUCGACGGCGACGAUGAGGACGACGACACCGCCACCGCCCUCCCCCAGCUCUCCUUCGUCGAUAACUUCAAAGGCGGGUGCGGGUCGGCAGCGGCGGACUACUACAGCUGGGCGUACAACGCCUCCGGUGGGACGCCGGGCGCCUCCUCCAGCUCCACCUCUUCGGUGCUCAGCUUUGAGCAUGCCGGCGGUGCCGGUCAUCAGCUGACUUAUAACGCCGGCACAGGCGACGAUGACUGCGCGCUCUGGAUGGACGGCAUGGCCGACCAUCAGCAUGGCGCUGCCAAGUUUGGGUUCAUGAACCCAGGGUCGGCCGAUGUCGUCCCGGAAAUCCAGGAGAGCAGCAUCAAGCAGCCGGCCAAGUCUGCGCAGAAGCGCGCGAGCUCGGGCGGUGAGGCGCAAGCGGCGGCGAAGAAGCAGUGUGGAGGAGGCAGGAAGAGCAAGGCCAAAGUUGUGCCUACCAAGGACCCUCAGAGCGCCGUUGCAAAGGUCCGAAGAGAGCGCAUCAGCGAGAGGCUCAAAGUUCUGCAGGAUCUGGUGCCCAACGGCACGAAGGUGGACAUGGUCACCAUGCUCGAGAAGGCAAUCACCUAUGUCAAGUUCCUGCAGCUGCAAGUCAAGGUCUUGGCGACCGACGAGUUCUGGCCGGUGCAAGGAGGGAAGGCCCCGGAGCUCUCCCAAGUGAAGACCGCCCUGGACGCCAUCCUGUCCUCUCAGCAGCAACCCUAGGCAAUUUCAUCCAUCCAUGUUGAAUUUUAUCAAAGUUUUAGAUUGAUCGCGCCGCGUGUAAGAUCAGAAAAGAAAAGAGAGCACAAGCAGCUCUGUGAACAUUCAUACAUGGCAGUCAUGAUGGAUGAUCAUGUUUUUGUUUCACUCCUUUUAUAAGUAGAAGAUCAAAUCCCCUUGAUCCGUGUAUUGGAGUCUGAAGCUCUGAUCACUGUAACUAGACCAAUCAGACGUAGGCGAGCAUGAUGUUUCACAGCUUGGUGAAACCUAGACAGGGUCCCGCCACCGGGGGCAAGUACAAUAAAAUUGUUUCUGCUGAAACACAAAAUCCUGAAAACAAAUGAACUUUUUCUGAAAAUAAACUUACUAUU
Molecule: messenger RNA, 3299 nt
Organism: Aegilops tauschii subsp. strangulata
Lineage: Eukaryota; Viridiplantae; Streptophyta; Magnoliopsida; Poales; Poaceae
Biological process (GO): regulation of DNA-templated transcription
Molecular function (GO): protein dimerization activity; DNA-binding transcription factor activity
Source: RefSeq, a predicted model, not a curated record